AUGCGGAGACGAAAAGAACCGAACCGGGCCGGAAAGAACCGAACCGGACCGGAAAGAACCGAACCGGGCCGGAAAGAACCGAACCGGACCGGAAGGAGCCGAACCGGACCGGAAGGAGUCGAACCGGGCCCCGAACCCGGGCCCGAACCGGGUCCGCCAUGUUGUCCCCCGGCCUCUCGCUCCUCCUCGGCCUCCUCAUGGCCGGGGGGGCGCGGGGGGGGGUGCGUGGAGGUGGACGCGGGGACGGAGGCGGUGCUGGGGGAGCCCUUCCGCCUGCUCUGCAUCGCCUGCAAGCGCCGCAGCGAGACCCCGGCCGAGGCCCAGAGCGAGUGGUUCUUCCGCCCCGAGGGCGCCCCCGAGUUCCAGAAGAUCCUGCACUACAGCCCGGAGGAGGGGCAGUGGGUGGCCCCGGGCCCCUUCGCGGGGCUGCUGGCCUGGAACGGCUCGCGGGGCACGCGGGACCUGCAGGACCUGUCGCUGUGGUUGGCGGCCGUGGGGCGGCCCCACGCCGGGCUCUACAUCUGCCGCCUGCGCCGCAACCUCACCUUCGAGGGCUACGUCUACAGCCUGGCCCGCAACAAGACCCUGCGCCUGGCCGUCGUCGACACCGCGCGGCGGGACCUGGCUUCCAUCGUCUCGGAGAUCCUGAUGUACGUCCUCAUCGUGGUGCUCACCCUCUGGCUGGCGGCCGAGAUGCUCUACUGCUACCGCAAGGUGGCGGCCGCCGCCCCGCCCCCCGACAGCGCCUCGGAGUACCUGGCCAUCACCUCGGAGAGCAAGGAGAACUGCGCCGGGGUGCAGGUGGCCGAGUAGGCGCCCCCCCCCCCCCCCCAACUUGUGGGUCUGCCCCACACACGCGCCCCCCC
Molecule: messenger RNA, 866 nt
Organism: Chroicocephalus ridibundus (black-headed gull)
Lineage: Eukaryota; Metazoa; Chordata; Aves; Charadriiformes; Laridae
Product: sodium channel subunit beta-1-like
Biological process (GO): regulation of sodium ion transmembrane transporter activity; cardiac muscle cell action potential involved in contraction; sodium ion transport
Cellular component (GO): voltage-gated sodium channel complex
Molecular function (GO): transmembrane transporter binding; sodium channel inhibitor activity
Source: RefSeq, a predicted model, not a curated record